AAGACAUUCUCCUCUGUUCUAGUGUAGCGAUAUUCAGAAAAACAUUGGGGGGAGGGAAAUCAACUUAUUUUGUGGACCCCCUACAGUACAGGUCGAACACUCGUGCUAAAGCCUGAAAAACCGGUUUUCGGAUGUUGUGGCAAGAACAUCAUCUUUUUCGUCAGGUUGUGACGCAAUGCUCUGAACAGCUGUGCCGUUUUUCCGACAACCACUUCUACUUUCACUCGUCCACAAAGCGUACAUAGUCUGCCUCACUGAUGCCAAUCUAACCCAAACUAACCACUCCUCCUAGUUCCGAUAUCUUGUAUUAUUCAAAGUGAGCUGGAAACCUGCUAGACCACCAGGGAUUCUGGGAUCUGGAUUCAGGGAUCUGGAUUGGGCAUGGCUGCAGACCCAGCCAUGAGGGACCGUCUGAGCCACAUGCAGGAGCUGUCCCAGUCCAACGGCCAGGUGGAGCAGAUGGACUAUGCUGAGUCCGUCUCCGGGGACUCCAUCAAUGUGGACCUGGAGGAGGAGCUCCCUCACCAGGCUGUGGUGUGGGACAACACCCCUGAACUGGAGGAGGUCUUCUCCCAGUCCCAGCACGUCCACCGCGAGGUUCAGCUUAUCCGCCUCGAGGUCAAACGCCUCCGUGAGCAGAACUCACGCGUGCUCCAGGGCACCACUAGGAUGUCAGUCGUUAAGAGAGACUCCAACGCCAUCGCAGCUGACAUCAAGGCCCGUGCUGAGGGUGUGCUGACGUGCCUCAAGGACAUGGACGCCGCAGUGCGGGAGCUGGAGGCAGCGCAUGGCUCCAACGCCGCCGUGACUCGCAUCGCCAGGACCCAGUACGCCUGCCUGAGCAACAGCUUCCGUGAUGCCAUGUUCGACUACAAUGAGGCAGAGAUGAGCCACAGGGAGAGUUGCAAAGCCCACAUUCAGAGGCAGAUGGAGGUCGUGGGGCGGGAGGUGACUGGUGAGGAGGUGGAGGAGAUGAUCGAGACGGGCCAGUGGAAUGUCUUCAAUGAGAACAUCCUGUCAGAGGGUAAGACAGUGCGGUCGGCGCUCAACCAGAUCGAGAGCCGCCACCGAGAGCUGCUGGACCUGGAGAGCAGGAUCCAGAGCAUCCAUGAGAUCUUCCUGGAUGUGGCUCUGCUGGUGGAGGAGCAGGGCCCCAUGAUGAACACCAUCCAGACCAAUGUCCAGACCACAGAUGUGGCCAUCCAGGAGGCACUGGUCAAAAUCAGCAAGGCCAAGCGCCACAACAAGAACAACCCCUUCAAGAAGAUGUUCUGCUGCUGCUUCCCCUGUGUCAAAUGAGGCAGAGACUGAGGAAGAAGAUUGGGCAGUGUUGUAGUACUCAGUCCGGUCUCAAGAUGGUCUUGUCUCGGUGUCCAGGCUUGACUUGGUUGCGGACAGUGAGGAGUCAUAAUUUCUUCCUGAGACCAGCAGAGACCAGCGGAGUAAAAAAACUCAUAAUUAUCCACUUCCAUUCAGCUAAUGCAUAGCUUUUUUGUGGCCUUAGUUAUCAUCUGUUAGAAAAAAGUCAAAUUUAGCUGAACCCUCCUAUCAUCCACCCUUGGAUACCAAUGGCAAUAUAUACUUUGGAAGAGUCUGUGAAAUAAUUAUAUUAUUUGCCUUUUUUAAAUAUGCUUUUCAGGCACUGAAGUACAUCUAAACAAACAUAUAUCAGUGCCUUUCUAGAAGAAGAAAAAACACGGUUAUUUUCUGCUAUAGAAAUGUUUGUUUUCUACCCUCCUAUAGUUAAUUCCCUCUACCCUUAACAGUAUAUUAACUGUGAGACAAUAAUGAUUAAAUAAAAGUGUACUUUAUUGUUGUUCUCUGUCUGAACAUUAAAUCCACAACUUUAAACGAGAAUAAAAUGAAGAAUACUUUU
Salvelinus fontinalis (brook trout) is the source of this 1876-nucleotide messenger RNA. RefSeq names its product syntaxin-11-like. Bases 382 to 1299 code for a protein of 305 amino acids. The transcript is spliced from 2 exons. Gene Ontology annotation, molecular function: SNARE binding; SNAP receptor activity. Gene Ontology annotation, biological process: intracellular protein transport; synaptic vesicle fusion to presynaptic active zone membrane; exocytosis. NCBI's taxonomy places the organism in Eukaryota, Metazoa, Chordata, Actinopteri, Salmoniformes, Salmonidae. Gene Ontology annotation, cellular component: presynaptic active zone membrane; endomembrane system; synaptic vesicle. The record is from RefSeq and is a predicted model, not a curated record.